GGGCCUUCAUGUGGGCGUGGCCUGUUCAGCCCCGCCCCUGCGCCUAACUCUGGGGCCCGGGCCACCGGGGCCUCCCCGCUGCCUGCUGUCCGGGGUCCCCGCUGUGUUCUCCCGCGCGUUCUCAUGGCUGGAAAGUUGGUGUCUCUGGUGCCACCUCUGCUGCUGGCUGCCGUGGGCCUCGCCGGCCUCCUGCUACUGUGCGUCCCUACCCAAGACGUCCGGGAGCCGCCCGCCCUCAAGUAUGGCAUUGUUCUGGAUGCUGGCUCUUCACACACAUCCAUGUUUGUCUACAAGUGGCCAGCGGACAAGGAAAAUGACACCGGCAUCGUGGGCCAGCACAGCUCUUGUGAUGUUCAAGGUGGUGGCAUCUCCAGCUACGCAAAUGACCCUUCUAGAGCAGGCCAGAGUCUGGUCGAAUGUCUUGAACAGGCACUUCGGGAUGUGCCCAAAGACAGAUAUGCCAGCACACCACUCUACCUGGGAGCUACAGCAGGCAUGCGCCUACUCAACCUGACCAGCCCAGAGGCCACAGCCAGGGUGCUUGAGGCAGUGACACAGACGCUCACACAGUACCCCUUUGACUUCCGCGGUGCUCGCAUCCUCUCGGGACAGGAUGAAGGGGUGUUUGGCUGGGUGACUGCCAACUACCUGCUGGAGAACUUCAUCAAGUAUGGCUGGGUAGGCCGGUGGAUACGACCAAGGAAGGGAACACUGGGGGCCAUGGACCUUGGGGGUGCCUCAACACAGAUCACCUUUGAGACCACCAGUCCAUCUGAAGAUCCAGACAAUGAGGUCCAUUUGCGGCUCUAUGGGCAGCAUUACCGUGUCUAUACCCAUAGCUUCCUCUGCUAUGGCCGAGACCAGGUUCUCCAGAGGCUUCUGGCCAGUGCCCUCCAGAGCCAUCGAUUCCACCCCUGCUGGCCGAAGGGCUACUCCACUCAAGUGCUGCUCCAGGAAGUCUACCAGUCACCAUGCACUAUGGGUCAGCGUCCCCAGACCUUCAACAGCAGUGCCAUUGUCAGCCUGUCAGGGGCCAGCAACGUCGCCCUCUGUCGUGACCUCGUCUCUGGGCUCUUCAAUGUCUCCUCCUGCCCCUUUUCCCAGUGCUCCUUCAAUGGGGUCUUCCAGCCUCCUGUGGCUGGGAACUUCAUAGCCUUUUCUGCUUUCUACUAUACUGUGGACUUCCUGAAGACAGUGAUGGGGCUGCCUGUGAGAACCCUGAAGCAGCUGGAGGAAGCUACAGAGACCACCUGCAACCAGACCUGGGCUGAGCUUCAGGCCCGAGCGCCAGGGCAGCAGACCCGCCUGGCUGACUACUGUGCUGUAGCCAUGUUCAUACAUCAGCUACUGAGCCGUGGCUACCACUUCGACGACCGCUCUUUCAGCGGAGUGCUCUUCCAAAAGAAGGCCUCAGACACGGCUGUCGGCUGGGCGCUGGGCUACAUGCUGAAUUUGACCAACUUGAUCCCCGCUGACCUCCCGGGGCUACGUAAGGGCACCCACUUCAGCUCCUGGGUCGCUCUCCUGCUGCUCUUCACAGUCCUGAUCUUGGCUGCGCUGGUCCUGCUCCUGCGCCAGGUGCGCUCUGCCAAGUCCCCAGGCGCCCUCUAGGGGGUGUGCUGGGAGCUUCUCCCAACUCCCUGCUGUGCCUUCUUCCCUGAGGCCAUCUCUGACUCUGAAGCAGCCUGGAAAUCAGUGUUUCUUAUCUACAUUAGGUGGGCAGCCACGAGUUCUCAGUUAGUCCUCUCUCUUCCUGGGAUGUCAGGUCUCUUAGCCUGUGACUUAGGAUAAGGUCUAUUCGGAAUGGGACCUUUGUUCUGAUUUUCAGGGCCCUGUGAACUUUCUGUCUGAGCCUUUAGAAAGGCAAGCACCAGAGCUUACAAGCUAGGAGUCACCAUGUCUACUUGUAAAAAAUUUUGUAAUAAAAGAUUUUUCCUAGAGCA
Messenger RNA from Grammomys surdaster, 1943 nucleotides. It is a transcript of the gene Entpd2, whose product is annotated as ectonucleoside triphosphate diphosphohydrolase 2. Gene Ontology annotation, cellular component: plasma membrane. The coding region runs from base 124 to 1611 and encodes 495 amino acids. The record is from RefSeq and is a predicted model, not a curated record. Gene Ontology annotation, biological process: nucleoside diphosphate catabolic process. Gene Ontology annotation, molecular function: UDP phosphatase activity; GDP phosphatase activity. The transcript is spliced from 9 exons. Lineage: Eukaryota; Metazoa; Chordata; Mammalia; Rodentia; Muridae.